This is a messenger RNA of Anopheles maculipalpis, 1349 nucleotides long. RefSeq names its product tryptophan--tRNA ligase, cytoplasmic (gene TrpRS). The transcript is spliced from 4 exons. Gene Ontology annotation, biological process: tryptophanyl-tRNA aminoacylation. Lineage: Eukaryota; Metazoa; Arthropoda; Insecta; Diptera; Culicidae. Bases 18 to 1349 code for a protein of 443 amino acids. Gene Ontology annotation, molecular function: ATP binding; tryptophan-tRNA ligase activity. Gene Ontology annotation, cellular component: cytoplasm. The record is from RefSeq and is a predicted model, not a curated record.
UUCGUAGGCAACGAACCAUGAGCAACCUACCGGACGUAGAGCAGCUCAAGCUGGAAGAAAAACACAACAGUGCGGUGGAAAACACUGCCGCUCCAGUUGACGAAGAUGUGGUUGAUCCGUGGACUGUUACUAGCACAUCCGAUGCAGGAAUCGAUUACGAUAAGUUGAUCAAACGGUUCGGAUGUUCACAUAUCGAUGCUGCACUGAUUGAGCGGCUGGAAAAGGUCGCCGGAAAACCGGUUCACCAUUUGAUUCGCCGCGGCAUAUUCUUUUCGCACCGUGACCUACACACUUUACUGAAUGCAGUGGAGUCGGGCAAAAAGUUUUACCUCUACACCGGCCGCGGACCAUCGUCGGAUUCCAUGCAUUUAGGUCAUCUGGUGCCAUUUAUCGUGACAAAAUGGUUUCAGGAAGCGUUCGAUGUGCCGCUGGUCAUUCAGCUAACGGAUGAUGAGAAAACGCUGUGGAAGGAUUUGACCGUCGAGCAAUCGAUGCGAAUGGCACGCGAGAACGCGAAAGACAUCAUUGCACUUGGAUUCGAUCCAAGCAAAACGUUUAUCUUUUCCAACCUCGAGUUUAUGGGCCAAUGUCCACAGUUCUAUCAGAACAUUAUACGCAUCCAGAAGUGCGUAACGUUCAAUCAGGUGAAGGGCAUUUUCGGUUUCGGCGAUUCGGACGUUAUAGGAAAGAUUGGCUUUCCUGCGGCACAAGCCGCACCCGCCUUCUCCACCACCUUUCCUUUCAUCUUCGGUGCGGACAAGCUGCCCGUACUGAUUCCCUGUGCGAUCGAUCAAGAUCCGUACUUUCGUAUGACGCGUGACGUGUCGCCCAGGUUGGGCUUUCCGAAACCGGCCCUAAUCCAUUCGAGUUUCUUUCCCGCUUUGCAAGGAGCGCGUACGAAAAUGUCGGCCAGCGAUGCGAAUUCCGCCGUCUUUCUGACCGAUACUGCGAAGCAGAUUAAAACAAAAAUUAACAAACAUGCGUUCUCCGGUGGACGGCCAACGCUCGAGGAACACCGAGAGCUGGGCGGUAAUACCGACAUUGACGUUAGCUUCCAGCUGCUUCGAUUCUUCCUAGCGGACGACGAGGAGCUGGAGCGUAUCCGCGUGGCGUACGGAAAGGGUGAACUGUUGAGCGGAGAAAUGAAAAAGAUCGCCAUUGAUACGCUACAACCGAUCGUGGCCGAGCACCAGACGCGAAGGAAGGAUGUGACCGAUGAGGUGCUAAAUAUGUUCCUAUCUCCGAGAAAGCUUAACUACAAUUUCAGCGUAAACGUGGCCGGGGAUAGCGCCAAUGGGCCUGGGGGAAAGAAAAAGGGCAAAGAUAAGAAGGCGCCUAAGCAGAAUUAG